Molecule: messenger RNA, 3102 nt
Organism: Salarias fasciatus (jewelled blenny)
Lineage: Eukaryota; Metazoa; Chordata; Actinopteri; Blenniiformes; Blenniidae
Gene: scyl1
Product: SCY1-like, kinase-like 1
Exons: 18
Coding region: 89-2674 (861 amino acids)
Biological process (GO): protein phosphorylation
Molecular function (GO): ATP binding; protein kinase activity
Source: RefSeq, a predicted model, not a curated record
CCUGACUGGCCUGCUGUGUGUUUAGUUCUGCCGCUGUCGCUCUGAGCGGGUGUGUGUGUGUGUUUGAUGAGGUGUGAACGUGAGGGAGAUGUGGUCCUUUUUCGCCAGGGAUCCUGUCAAAGAUUUCGCUUAUGAAAUCGUCCCAGAGAGCCAGGAGAAGUCUGGAAUAUGGAGCCUCCACCGGGGAAAGCGGAAGACCAAUGGCGAACCCGUGUCUGUGUUUGUGUACGAAGUGGCUCAGGGAACAGAGCUGCAGACUCAGCUGGCCAAGGCUGCGUUCAAGCGCAUGAAAACCCUGCGUCAUCCUAACAUCCUGGCUUAUGUGGAUGGGUUGGAGACAGAGAAGAGCCUGUACCUGGUGACAGAGCAGGUGACGCCCCUGGCCGUCCACCUGAAGGCUCAGGCCGAGAAGGGCGGCUCCGGGGAGCUGGAGGUGUCCUGGGGCCUGCAUCAGAUCGUGAAAGCUCUCAGUUUUCUCGUGAAUGACUGUCACCUGCUUCAUAACAACUUGGGCAUUUGGGCCAUUUUUGUCGACCGGGCCGGAGAGUGGAAGCUCGGCGCCCUUGACCAUGUGUGUCCGGAGCAGGGGGACCCAAGUGGGGUCGCACUCCCCGCCCCUAAAGCCGUUUACCCAGAAAUGGAGAAAUAUGACCCACCAGAGACGCCCAAUAGUGGUGGAGACAAAUGGGCAACGGAGGUGUGGCGACUCGGCUGCCUGAUCUGGGAGGUGUUCAAUGGGCCACUGCCUCGCACGUCCUCCCUCCGCUCACUGGGAAAGAUCCCAAAGACGCUGGUCCCUCAUUACUGUGAGCUGGUCGGGGCCAACCCCAGAGCUCGGCCCAACCCAGCUCGCUUCCUCCAGAACUGCAGAGCCCCCGGGGGAUUCCUCAGCAACAGCUUCGUGGAGAGCAAUCUGUUUCUGGAAGAGAUCCAGAUCAAGGAACCAGCCGAGAAGCAGCAGUUUUUCCAGGAUCUGAGUGAAAACCUGGACUCUUUUCCUGAAGACUUCUGUAAACACAAGGUCCUGCCUCAGCUUCUCACCGCAUUUGAAUUUGGGAACGCGGGCGCGGUGGUUCUCACGCCUCUCUUCAAGGUUGGAAAGUUUCUGUCAGCAGAAGAAUACCAGCUGAAGAUCAUUCCUGUUAUUGUAAAAAUGUUUUCCUCGACGGACCGGGCUAUGAGGAUACGACUUCUGCAGCAGAUGGAACAGUUCAUUCAGUAUCUGAACGAAGCGGCGGUCAACUCCCAGAUUUUCCCUCACGUCGUUCACGGCUUCACUGACACCAACCCGGCCAUCAGAGAGCAGACAGUGAAGUCCAUGCUACUUCUGGCGCCAAAGCUGAACGAGACCAACCUGAACCAGGAACUGAUGCGUCACUUCGCCAGGCUGCAGGCCAGAGACGAACAAGGCCCGAUUCGGUGCAACACCACCGUCUGCCUGGGAAAGAUCGCCUCCUACCUCAACGCUGGGACUCGACAGCGUGUUCUGAUUUCUGCCUUUUCGCGAGCCACUAAAGACCCAUUUCCCGCUUCGCGCUCCGCUGGCGUUCUGGGCUUCGCCGCCACACACAACUACUACAGCCUAACGGAGAUUGCCGCCCGGAUCCUGCCCACUCUGUGUGCCGUUACCGUUGAUCCAGAUAAGAGCGUCAGGGACCAGGCAUUUAAAGCCAUCAAAAGUUUUCUUUCCAAGCUGGAGACGGUGUCGGAAGACCCAACCAAGCUGGCUGAGAUAGAAAAGGACGUGGGGUCAUGUGCCCAGCCUGCAGGCGCCUCCUCCAGCUGGACGGGCUGGGCCGUAACCGGCAUGUCGUCUCUUACAUCCAAGCUGAUCCGCAACGCGCCAGGCGCAGAGGGGGGCGGAGCAGCCGAGGGCGGCGGGCCGACCAACCCCACCAGUGCCUCCGAUGAAGCUCCUUCGCCUGGUCCUGAAGAUAAAACGCCUCAAGCCUCUGCGACUCACCACGCAGCCUCGAGUGGAGCCAGCCAAUCACACACUCUUGAAGGGACAGACAACGAUGACGAGCCGAUCGGGGAGCGCUGGGAGGAUGAGGAGGACUGGGGAAGCUUGGAGGAUCCGGAGAAAACUCAGACUGAGACAGACGACUGGAACACCGACUGGUCGGGAAUGACGUCGACUAAAAAGAAGGCAAGCCGGUCGUCUGCUUCCAUGGCGGUGAAAAAGCAGAGCUCCGACUGGAGCAGCUCGGGCUGGGACGCCGACGACAGCUGGUCUAACGACAAGGAGGGCCAGGGUCAGAGCUCCGCGGGCGAGGAGGGCUGGGGCAACGACUGGGCGGAGGAAGACCCCGACACGACGGCGGCCAGUACCACCCUCCCUCUGCCCGAAGGGGUGCGCUUAGCCAGCGAGUACAACUGGGACAGCAGCAGCUCGGCCAAGGGGGCCGGCCACAACGAUCUGUUCGCCAGCGUGUCGCAGAGGAACACGACCAGCACAGCCGCCUCCAUGGCUGGAGAUGGUUGGAGCGCCGAGGCCACAGCAGACUGGGGAGCUGAGGAGAGCUGGGAGUCAGUCGAUGGAAGUCAAAACCUCAGCAAGGCAGAGCUGUCCAAGAAGAAGCGGGAGGAGAGGAGGAAAGAGCUCGAAGCAAAACGAGCCGAGCGCAAGGCCGCCAAAGGUCCUCUCAAACUGGGCGCACGCAAGCUGGACUGAGGGUGGACGUGGACGGCGUGAGGCUUGGACCAGACGAGACUGAACAGACCCGCAGGUGGAGGUUCGGCGUACGAGCAAAAAGGACCAAAAAGACCAAAACAGUGAAGGGUGAAGUUCGGUGGCUCAGCAGAGGGCAGUGUUUGUCUUGAUCAGAGCGACUCUGACAGCCGGGAUCUUUGACAUCUUUGGGAGAUGAAUGCAACGACAGAAAAGGUAAAAGAAGAUGUGGAGAGAAGUGAAAGACUGCCGAGCAGCGCACCUUUCAGCUGAUCCUGAGCUGGAAUGAAGAAAAAUCACCUUUUGUUUUUUAAUUCAUGACUCAUAAAGCUGUCGUUGUAAAGUAAAUGUAUAUAACUCAUGCAUCUCAUCUGAAAAGGAGCAACACUUUUUUAAGGAGAUUAUAUAUAAAUUAUAGGAUAUCCGAUGUA